Molecule: messenger RNA, 1694 nt
Organism: Leptidea sinapis
Lineage: Eukaryota; Metazoa; Arthropoda; Insecta; Lepidoptera; Pieridae
Gene: Rpn6
Product: 26S proteasome non-ATPase regulatory subunit 11
Exons: 1
Coding region: 152-1414 (420 amino acids)
Biological process (GO): ubiquitin-dependent protein catabolic process
Cellular component (GO): proteasome regulatory particle, lid subcomplex
Molecular function (GO): structural molecule activity
Source: RefSeq, a predicted model, not a curated record
AGUUUCAAUAGAUGUGGCAACUUUGUACGCGUCUACGAUUUGUUUUAUGAAAAGGUCGUCGAUGACUUUGCGAUUAUACAAAAUUACAAAGAAAAAGUGUUAUCCUCGUUCACGCUACUAUAUAAAUACAUUUUUGUGAUAAAUAUACACAAUGGCCGGUGCAAUGUUAUUUGAGAGAUCACGAGUCGCAUCAUCGAACAGGGACGACGACGUCCGCAUGACCGACAAAAUGGUAAGUACUGGAGAACUCCCUGAAGAUGAUGAAGAAAAUAUAAGGGCUAAAGAACAAGGUAUCUUAAAUCUCGGCGAGAAAUACAAGAAAGAAGGAAAAGCGAAGGAGCUGGCUGAUCUGAUAAAAGCUACGAGACCUUUCCUAAGUUUGAUAAGCAAGGCUAAGGCAGCAAAGCUGGUACGUUCUUUAGUGGAUUUCUUUUUGGAUUUAGAAGCUGGCAUUGGAAUCGAGGUUCAGUUGUGUAAAGAAUGUAUAGAAUGGGCCAAGGAAGAACGACGUACAUUCUUACGACAAUCCCUAGAGGCGAGAUUGAUUGCUCUAUAUUUUGAUACUGGUAUGUACACUGAAGCUCUAGACCUUGCAACUGCCCUACUCAAAGAACUGAAAAAGUUAGAUGAUAAAAAUUUGUUGGUUGAAGUGUUACUAUUGGAAAGCAAAACCUAUCAUGCUCUCAGCAACUUACCAAAAGCUCGUGCUUCUCUCACAUCAGCUAGAACAACAGCUAAUGCUAUAUAUUGUCCUCCCAAAAUGCAAGCAGCAUUAGAUUUACAAUCAGGUAUCCUGCAUGCUGCAGAUGAGCGUGAUUUCAAAACUGCUUACUCAUACUUUUAUGAAGCAUUUGAAGGGUAUGAUGGAGCUGACAGUCCAAAAGCUUUGACUGCACUCAAGUAUAUGUUAUUGUCUAAAAUUAUGCUGAGUCAGGCUGAAGAGGUUGCAAUAGUUUGUGGUAGUAAAACUGCCCUUAAAUAUGCUGGUAAAGAGUUGGAAGCCAUGAGAGCUGUUGCAACAGCUUCUCACAAGAGAUCCCUUGCAGAUUUCCAGGCGGCUUUGAAAACAUAUAAACCUGAGUUGGAAGAAGAUGCAGUAGUUCGUGCACAUCUUGGUGCUCUAUAUGACACUAUGUUAGAACAGAAUUUAUGCCGUAUUGUUGAACCUUACAUGAGGGUACAAGUUGAUCAUGUUGCACGCUCUAUUCGUCUACCUGUUGUGCAAGUGGAGAAGAAGUUGUCUCAAAUGAUACUUGAUAAGAAACUAAAUGGAAUCCUAGAUCAGGGUGAGGGUGUUUUAAUUGUUUUUGAUGAGUCACCACUUGACAAGACUUAUGAAACAGUAUUGGAAACAAUCCACCACAUGAGCAAAGUUGUUGAUACUCUUUAUCAGAAAGCUAAGAAGUUAUCAUAGGCCGAGGUAAAUCUGUAGCAUUAAAGUUUUAUUAUAUCAAAGAAAAAACUUAAAUUGUCAGUUGAAAUGAUUGUAAAUGCUAUUUUUUAACAUGCUAAAGUUUUUCAUUUUAAAUAACAGAUUAUAAACUAAUCAUAGUAAAACCGACCCUUUAUUUACUGUUGGAAAUGGAUGUUUAAUGAACUAAUAAUGCAUCAUUAUAUUACUUAUUUCUUUCUAACUUAAGCUAGUGAAAAAUUAUAAUAUUCUGUUUAAUUGAGAAAUAAACGUGUUCUCUAGA